UAAAAUAUUUAUCGGGAGCCAGGCAGCUGGGCUUCCCUGCGCAGGCUGCCAUGGGCAGCUCCCACCGAAGCUGGCUGCAGCCUCCCCAAGUUCCGCUGAGUCACAGCCCGUGAGCCCUCUGCCCAGCCCACCCGCUUGCUGUCCUGUGGCCACGUGGAUUCCUCAUAAUAUGUAAGCCAUUGGGUAGCCCCAAGACCUGGGCACCCAGAACAGUGAAUGCUGAGCCAACACCAAACUGCUCUGGACUGUGCAGGCCUCCGCCAAGGUCACAGGCAGACAGGCCAAGGGUACCCCUUCCCUCGCCCACCCUGCGGCCUCUGGCUCCUGAGCAAGGUUGAAGUUCAUGAGUUCGCCCAGCCUCAGUGACCUGGGCAAGAGGGAGCCGGGCGCGGCGGGUACGGACGAGCGGGGCACGCAGCAGCGCCGGGCCUGCGCCAACGCCACCUGGAACAGUAUCCAUAACGGAGUGAUCGCGGUCUUCCAGCGCAAGGGGCUGCCCGACCAGGAGCUCUUCAUCCUCAAUGAGGGCGUCCGGCAGCUGCUGAAGACGGAGCUGGGGUCCUUCUUCACUGAGUACCUGCAGAACCAGCUGCUCACGAAGGGCAUGGUGAUUCUUCGUGACAAGAUUCGCUUCUACGAAGGACAGAAGCUGCUGGACUCACUGGCGGAGACCUGGGAUUUCUUCUUCAGUGAUGUGCUGCCAACCCUUCAGGCCAUCUUCUACCCUGUGCAGGGCAAGGAGCCGUCGGUGCGCCAGCUCGCCCUGCUGCAUUUCCGGAACACCAUCACCCUCAGCGUGAAGCUGGAGGACGCGCUGGCCCGCUCCCACGCACGUGUUCCCCCUGCCAUCGCACAGAUGCUGCUGGUACUGCAGGGGGUACAUGAGUCCAGGGGUGUGACUGAAGACUAUCUGCGCCUCGAGACAUUGAUCCAAAAGGUGGUGUCUCCGUACCUGGGCACCUAUGGCCUCUACUCCAAUGAAGGGCCUUGUACCCAUUCCUGUAUCCUCGAGAAACGAUUCCUACGCCGCUCCCGCUCUGGGGAUAUCCUAGCCAAGAACCCAGUGGUGCGCUCCAAAAGCUACAAUACUCCCCUGCUCAAUCCUGUGGCCGAGCAUGAAGCAGAAGGCACAGCAGCCAGCGGCACGAGCAUCCGCAGACACUCAGUCUCCGAGAUGACAUCUUGUCCGGAGCCCCAGGGCUUUGUGGACACGCCUGGCCAGGGCCCUUCGGGGACCUUCCGGUCUUCUCCAACACCCCACUCAGGGCCUUGCCCCAGCAGACUAUACCCUCCUGCCCAUUCCCCGGAACAGGGCCCAGACCAUGGCUCCCCACCCACCUCCAGCCCAGAGACUCUUGUGGACCAGAUCCUAGAGUCCGUGGACUCAGACUCUGAAGGGAUAUUCAUUGACUUUGGGCGCGGUAGUCGCUCCGGUGUGUCUGACUUUGAGGCACCAGGAGGCCGGCCAAGUGUUGUGUGAUGGCCUGAGACUAGUUCAUGUUUUUACUGACCCCUGUAUGUUUGCGUGCCUGUGUAUGUGUGUGUGUGUGUUUGUGUGUGUGUGUGUGUACGCGAGACUUGUUACUCUUGCCAGCCCCCCGUCACUGCCUCAAGUCACUUUAUACUCCCAGUCUGUUGGAAAACCCAUCCACCACCCCCUGAUCACCCCUGGACUGAUUGGGACCCCCAGUUGGCACUGCCCAGAUGCAUAUUCAACCACCUGGAGGAUGGAUGGGGUCACCAUGUGCCCUCCUGCCCACCCCACCCUUGGUGCCCACACUUACCCAGGAAAAUGUGAAACCAGCGGGCUCUGCCUAUGCCAGCCCAGCCUGGCCUCCGGAGUGACGGGACUCAAGCCACAGUCAGACCUGCCUGCCUGCCUCCCUGCCUCCCUCUGCCCUGGGUGGCCACAAAACAGGAAGGCUUGAAAUAAAGUUACAGCCCCAGACUCCUGUCUGCCCCCUGGUGUCCUUCUGGGACCUCCACCCACCCAC
This is a messenger RNA of Mus caroli (Ryukyu mouse), 1994 nucleotides long. It is a transcript of the gene Prr5, whose product is annotated as proline rich 5. Gene Ontology annotation, cellular component: TORC2 complex. The record is from RefSeq and is a predicted model, not a curated record. Lineage: Eukaryota; Metazoa; Chordata; Mammalia; Rodentia; Muridae. Gene Ontology annotation, biological process: TORC2 signaling.